UUGAAUGACCAUUUUAAUAUCAUUUGACUUUUUAAAAAAGUUUAUUUUAGGUUCAAGGGUACAUGUGCAGGUUUAUUGUGUAGCUAAAUUUAUGUCACAGAGGUUUGUUGUACAGGUUAUUUCAUCACCCAGGUACUAAGCCUAGCACCCAAUAGGUUUUUUUUCCGAUCCUCUCUCUCCUCCCACCCUUCACCCUCAAAAGUGCCUUUCACCUCCCGCCAUGAUUCUGAGGCCUCCCCAGCCAUGUGGAACUAAUUUAUGAUUUAUGAAUAUGUCUGUUAACAAAUCACCUAUGAUUAAUACAUGUGGAGGCAUAUCUUCCCCUUAUCAUGAAGAGCUCUGGAAAUUAAAUUUUCAACAUUUAAGUGGAGAAAGGGGUCAUAAAUCAAGGCCAAUAUUUUCAAUCACAAAAGAAUUCAUCUUGAGAUUCAAUCAAACACAGAAUUCCAAAGAGAAGGAAGAAUUGUUGGAACUAGCUAGAAAAAUCAUUUUCAGAUGUAAGAGAAAAUUGGGUCUCAAAACCCUGGGCUGUGGAAAGCAUGUGCAUCUUCCUGCUGCAUGGACUGAAGUAAUAUAUCUGGCUCAAUGCAAAGGGGAAAUCCAAGAUGAAGCUUUAAAUAUGCUUUAUGCAUCUCUGGACCAUGCUUCCUUUGAUUAUGAUCAUCUGCCUGCCUUGUUUUUUGUUGCGGAAUCGGUUUUAUACAGACUCUGUUGUGAUGCAUCCCUCAAAACAUAUUUAUAUUCAGUUGAAAUAAAGCUGGCAAAGAUUGGCUAUUUGGUCUUCUUACGACUUUUUAUAUUUUUCCUGCAUGGUCAUCUAGAAAGUUUUAAACAACAUUUACUUAGGCUUCAACCAUAUUUAUACGCACUUUCUUUCUCUGGAGCAUCAUAUCACAAGUAUCCAAACAUCUUCUCAAAUGUGCAAUACCUGAAAGCCUUGGAAAUUAUAGGUAAAAGAGAACUCCGUUCUGAAUCCAUUUUUAGCCCUGUGGAAAAUAAGAAAAGAUAUGAGAAAACAGAUUCUGAUAUGGGAGGAUAUGAAAUUAACCACCUGCUCUGGCACUGUGUUGCUGCUUGGUCUUGUGUUCAGAAUAACAGUCCUCAGUUGAAUAACGUGCUUGAACAUCUCGUCUUCCAUAAGACACAGCUUCAAAAGAAAUGCUGGUUGGAUUCAGUACUGGCUUUACUGGUCCUUGGGGAGGCUGCCAAAUUAAACAUGGCCUGCUUGAAAGCUUUAAUGGACAUAGUGAGAGAUUUUGUUUCAAGCAUUAUGUCUGUUCAAAAUCAGGAAGAAAGUUGCAAGGUAGAUGAUUUUUCCUGGGCCUGGAAUGUAGUCUACAUAUAUACAGUAAUUCUUGCAGAAAUCUGCUUGUAUGCAGCCACUUCUGAUUUGCGAAAAACUGCUUUAAUUGGUUUCUGUCACUGUAAAAGUUCACAAAAAAAUAUUUUAUGCUUGGACAAAUCAGUACCUCCAGAAUUAAAGGAAACAAGUAUUUUAAGUCUUUUGGAAUAUUUCUCUUCAAAAAUGUCAGAGAAUUGUGAUCAAGUAGUCUGGACUGGUUACUAUGGCUUAGUGUAUAACCUGGUGAAAAUUUCAUGGGAACUUCAAGGAGAUGAAGAACAGGAUGGACUUAGAAACAUGAUAUGGCAAACAUUGCAGAAAACAAAGGAUUACGAGGAAGAUGUACGAAUCCAAAAUGCAAUCAAUAUAGCUCAGGCUGAGUUAAAUGACCCAACCGAUCCUUUCACUAGGUAUAGUACAAAUAUUUCGUCAGAUGUAAGAGAAGAAGUUUUCUCCAAAUAUAUUGGGUGGAGAAUUUCCAACACUCUUUCCAAAUUAUUCUUUCCCCCCAUUGAGGCCCAUGUUCUUCCUCUGAAGAAACCAUCAAUAAAACAGGAUCAAACAAAAUAUCCAAAUAAAAAGCUGGAGUCUGUGAAAAAGCAAGUUCUACAUUUCACUGUAAGGGAACAUCCUUCUGUAUCAGAAAUUCCCAUGUUUCCAUAUCCAGAUUUCUUCACCAAGGCAGAUAAAGAGUUGGCAAAAAUCAUUGACCAUCACUGGCAGGAAGAGCUAAAGAUCCGAGAAAAAGAAGAUGCAAUAUACAAAGCCCAAGAACUUAAAGAUAAAAAGUUAGCAGAGAAAAAUCACUUUCAAGAAGUUAUGAAGAAAAGAGAAGAGAAACUACAUAAGCAAACCAAGCCCUAUGAGCUUCCUUAUAGGAAGGAAGUAAUUUAAUUAGAAAAGAAAAUGCCACCUCCCAAAAUUGAGGUCUACAUGGCAGAAAUACAUAAGAUGAAAAAUAGCAAGAUAGCUACAUAGUAAGAGAACUUUCUUUUCAUUAAAUUGAGGUAUUGUUUAGAAAGAAUUUGUUAUCCUGAUACAAGCUGUUUAAUAGUUAUUUCUUAGUUCUAAAUUAAUGACCAACUUUUAAUCACACUUGAAGUGAUUUCAGUAGUCAAAAAUUUCCAAGACUACAUCUAGUAUUUUUCUCAAUUGACAUUUAUCUCAUGAUUGUACAGCAUACUUGAUAACUGAUUCUCAGAACAUUGAUAUUCAUCAGUUUGAUGGAAAUUCAUUACAAAUUAAUUAAUGAGUUGCCAUAUAAGAAUUAUUUCUUGAAAACAGAAUGAACAUAAGCUAACAAUCCUGUAAUUAACUAUUAUUCAAAUAAAAACAGUAUGGCAUCUUAUUUGAUUGGCAUUUUAUAGUCAAUUUAUACCAAACCAAACAAACCCUACUUCAGAGAUUUGAAUCUGGAAGGGCUGGUCAUCUUAGAUUGAUUGGCUUGAUCUUUAACAGAUGCCAGAGGGGAUUCAUGAGAGAUGGUGGUUUUACUCUGUCCUGUGAGUUUAUGAGAAUGAAUUCAUAUGAUCCUGGAAGGUCCAGGAGCAACUGCUGAAGACAUUCAUACAAAUAGGAGUUAUUUUAGAAAUGGAACUUCACUUCAUCUGAAGUUCUGAACCUAUGAGUAAGAGUAAUAGGGUGGAGUUUUUGUGAUGUCUUAUAUUCCUUUCCUGAAAACUAAAAAAUAUAGAUAAUACUCAUACCUCAAUUUCACACAGGUGACUUGGUGAUACUCAAGAGACAGAGAUUUUUAUCAGGGGUGUCAAACUCAAAUGACUACCAGGUCAGAAAGAUAACAUAAAUUAGUGAAGCCGGCUAAUGAAUACCUAUCCCAUCUAGAGAAAUUUCCCACCACUCGGUUACAUUCCAAAAUGUACGUCAGUAUUGUAAAAUCAUCCAGCCUUUAGAGAAGCUUUUAAAUGGGAUUAUUUUUCAAAAUAAAAGUAGCUAAGUAACCAAAUGUUGGCAACUAAUUUUUUAAUAGCAUAUCUAUCUUCAAGUUAAGUUUGUUCCAUGGGCCAAAGUUUGUGACCUAUAUUAUGUGAAUUUAGGUAUCAUUCUUUGUUUAAGAUAACAAUACCAUAUGGCAGAAAAAUGUUGCGUGUAGGUUGCCGUUUUGAUUUCCUGUAUAGCUAAUUCAAACUUAUGUUUCUCUUUCUAAACCUUUUAUCUUAUCCUUGUGUUCUCAAAUGGAGACUAUGCAAGUUCCUAGAAAUAUCUCCCAAUACACCUUUCCAAAUACCUUCCUCCAUCUUUGCUUUCUUCACUUGUAAAAAAAAAAAAAAUCUAUAGAAGACCAGCUAGUCCCUUUUCUCCAAAUCUUGUCUCUUCCAAAAUCUUGUUCCAUCAACUAUUCACUAUCUCCUCCUGAGUCCCUCUUCAUCACUCACUCCUAAACCCAUCGAGGUUUCAAUUUUCUCCCAUCCUUCCAUCCAAACCUCUCUCUCAUUAAAGCCAUCAGUGACAUGAGCCUUACCAAACUCUGAACGUCCUUCUAAUUUGUAAUCUUUUUAUUGUUUUUUUAUUUUUAUUGUAAUAAAAUAUUUUUGUUAUUUUUAUUGUAAUCUUUUUAUUAUUUGUAGCAAGAUAUAACAACUAAGCUGUAAGUUUUAAUAAGGGGACUCUGGAGAUCUAACUGCUACUUACAAGAAUUUCAACAAAUCCUGCUGUUUCAGCACCAUCUUUGUAAAAGAAACCUGGUAUUUCCAAUUUCUGAAACUUUUCUAGCAUUCUGAGGCAUGGUCCUUAAGGCCUCCUCACUGCAGACUUAGGUUUAUGUUUUCUCUGCUCUGCUUAGCGUAUUUCUACCUGUUCACCUUCUUUCUUACUUCCACAAUUUUCUUAAUACUUCCAACAUGCUAUUAUCUUUUUUUCUUGUGGCUUCAUGCCUUUUUUAAAGUAACCCUUUUUAUGUCAUAGUGGUGAUUUGGAAAGGAGCUAAAAAAAAUCUUUAUAUAUAGAUAUAUGGAGAAAGAAAGAAAAGGAGAGAGAGAGAUGAUUAAUCAGAAUACUGACACCUUUAUUCUUAAAUUAUUUUUUAAAUUCUUAAUAUUUGGCAACAUGCAUUUCUCAUGGUCUUUCUGCUAUUUCGCUGAUUCUUUUUGCAAUAUUAGCAAAGACUGUGGGGUGUAGAUCUGGAAUCACACUCUAGUUACGCCUUCUGCCAACUACGGAACAUUAGGCACGUUACUGAACCCGUUUUCAUUUCCAUUUACUCAUUUAUAAAAUUGACACAAUUUAUGUAAAGAGUGAUAUCAUUUAGAAGCUAAUUAUUAGGAAAGAAAGCAAACCUGUCAACCAUUUUAACAGAGAGAAUUUAAUGUAAGAAAUUAUUUUCAAAGAUGUUAGAAACUGAAUAAAUGGAAAGGGAACAUAGCAAUAACACAGAAACAGUAGCUCCAGGAAACUGCUACCACAUUUGGAGCCACGGAAUCAGAGAGAAGAGGUUUGCAUUGUUAAAAUCGAAGGGAUGUAGAAGGCACUUCACACAGCCGGACUCGGAUCCUUGAUGGGGAGACAAUGCCCGGUUAUUGCUGGUACUUUUGAGGGGGCACAAUACAACUGGUUCUGGGAGUGCAGAAAAAAGUGAAAACUGAAACAACUUGUAUCUUGCUGAAACCACACUAUCAGAAAGAGUGAGAAAACUAGAAGAAUCAGGUGUUUUCUUCCCUCUCAUGCUGAAACUCUUUCUGAUGUGCUUCCUGUUCUCCAGCAUCACAAAGCAGAGAAAACAAGGGUGGACUUGGAGACGAAAGACACUAGUUAAAUAAAUGAACAUUGUAUGGCUUAGAACAUUAUCAGACCAUUCAAUAAAAGUUAACUCUCCUUUCUUUUCUUUUGCAUCUUCGGCCUUGUUUUCUGCUUAUUCUGCAAGUUUACC
Messenger RNA from Pongo pygmaeus (Bornean orangutan), 5225 nucleotides. RefSeq names its product transmembrane protein 232 (gene TMEM232). The record is from RefSeq and is a predicted model, not a curated record. NCBI's taxonomy places the organism in Eukaryota, Metazoa, Chordata, Mammalia, Primates, Hominidae.